Messenger RNA from Salvelinus sp. IW2-2015, 1518 nucleotides. NCBI's taxonomy places the organism in Eukaryota, Metazoa, Chordata, Actinopteri, Salmoniformes, Salmonidae. The record is from RefSeq and is a predicted model, not a curated record.
AUGCAUUGACAAGGGCUUUCAGCGGCAAAAGGUCAUUAGGAGCUUCAGAAUUAUAGUGGGCUUUGCCUGAUGCCAGCAUAUUGGCAAUGAGGGCCACGGUUUACAAUAUAAUUUAACUGGGAGAAUAGCAGCAAAGUCAUGUCUUUAAACUACAUUAAGAACUUUUACGAAGGAUGUGUAAGUAUGGUGAUACCAAGAAUAUAUAGAAUAUUGGACGAUGGUCGUGGUCACUUUGAGCCCACUCAGGCCUCCGACGGUGAUAGGCCAGUUCCACACCCUGUUCUUUGGCUCUGUUCGGAUGUUCUUUCUGGGCGUCUUGGGCUUUGCAGUCUAUGGCAAUGAAGCUCUCCAUUUCAGCUGCGAUCCAGACAGGAGGGAGUUAAACCUAUACUGUUACAACCAAUUUAGGCCUAUAACACCUCAGGUAUUCUGGGCAUUGCAGCUGGUAACUGUUUUAGUCCCUGGAGCUGUAUUUCAUCUCUAUGCUGCCUGUAAAAACAUUGACCAGGAGGAAAUCCUUCAGAGACCUAUAUACACUGUCUUCUACAUAAUCUCUGUCCUACUAAGAAUUAUUCUGGAAGUCAUCGCUUUUUGGCUACAGAGCCAUCUCUUUGGUUUCCAGGUUCACCCACUCUACAUGUGUGAUGCCAGUGCCCUAGAAAAGACGUUCAACAUCACCAAAUGCAUGGUGCCGGAACACUUUGAAAAGACCAUAUUUUUAAGUGCAAUGUACACUUUCACUGUGAUCACGUUGCUGCUGUGUGUUGCUGAGAUAUUUGAGAUACUCUGUAGGAGAUUAGGUUAUUUGACCAAUCAAUGACCUGUGUGUUAUUUGCUAUAGAGUUCUAGGUCAUAUUUCAAAUUUCUGUUUGUCUUAUCCAGGUCUGACAUGGACACAAAGGCCGAAAACGACAUACCUCUGCUUUUUUUGUUGGGAGUUGACAAGCAAAGACACUUCUUUCCAUAAUCCCAUUGUUAAAAUCAAGUAACACAGAUUUAAAUCUACUUUUGUCAGUAGGCUAAGGAUAUAGUUGUAUCGUAUGCAGCUUUCAAUCAUUGGCCCAAGUAAGAAAGAAACCUGUUAUGAAAGAUUAUAGUACUUGUACCCAGUGAAAAGUAUUAUAGCAUUGUUGUAGUCUUCUUAGGGGCCUAUAGACAUAUAAUGUUGUCUAAUUGUCCAGUUUAACAUAUGGCCAAUGUCAUGUCAUCAAGGUUAACAUCUUAAUACCCUACGACACAAGCUAAAAAUGGAUUCAUUUUAAGGCAUUGAACUAGGCCUACAGAUGAAAAAAGGCAGGCAAAAAUGUAUCCUAAUGAAGCUUAGAUUUGAUUAUAAUAGUUGGUCUUUAAUAUGUUCAGGUCAUAAUAAAUUAUUAAAGGGAUACUUUGGGAUUUUGACAAUGAGGCUCUUUAUGUAGAUCCCCAGAGCCAGAUGAACUUGUAGAUACCAUUUUUAUGUCUCUGUGUCCAGUAUGAAGGAAGUUAGAGGUAGUUUUGCGAGCCAUUGCUAACUAGCGU